This is a messenger RNA of Saccostrea cuccullata (small rock oyster), 428 nucleotides long. RefSeq lists its product as uncharacterized. The transcript is spliced from 3 exons. The record is from RefSeq and is a predicted model, not a curated record. The annotation marks the transcript as partial. Lineage: Eukaryota; Metazoa; Mollusca; Bivalvia; Ostreida; Ostreidae.
AUGGCCGAGAUAGCAGUUAAAGAAGGGGAUAUGAAGAUAACACAUGUGCCACCCCGGAUUCUGGAUGGGUUAGGUCUAGAAGAAAUUGAGUUUAACAAGCUGCCCUACAAGAUCAAGAUCACUAAUCAGUCAUCCAUGGCUAGAAGAAAGUCAGACUCUCAGGAUAUAAACAACAACAGCACCUUCGUACCUGAUGAGACAUUGAAACUCGAUGACAUUGACAUAAAAACCUUUAUUGAUAAAGGUGUACAAUGUAACCCUGACCCUCUACUGGAGGAGAACCUUGCCAUGACGAAAGAGUUAGAGGAUCUCAAGAGAGAACGUGACCGGCACAAAUGGAGUGCAGAGAAGAUGAUUGCUAAUGAUGAUGGAAAGACCAAGUAUUACACUGGGCUACCUUUCUUUGCAGUGUUCAUCUGGCUUUUCAA